This is a messenger RNA of Ostreococcus lucimarinus CCE9901, 1962 nucleotides long. RefSeq lists its product with no specific name. NCBI's taxonomy places the organism in Eukaryota, Viridiplantae, Chlorophyta, Mamiellophyceae, Mamiellales, Bathycoccaceae. Gene Ontology annotation, molecular function: DNA binding; ATP binding; magnesium chelatase activity. The record is from RefSeq and is a predicted model, not a curated record. The transcript has a single exon. The annotation marks the transcript as partial. Gene Ontology annotation, biological process: chlorophyll biosynthetic process.
AUGCCGCUGACGGCGAUAGUGAACCACGACGGCGUCAAAGCUGCACUCCUCGUAGCGGCCGUCGAUCCUGCGUGCUCAUUGAUCGUCAGCGGUCGACGUGGGACCGGCAAAUCGAUCUUAUGUCGCAGCGUGAAGUCGCUGUUGCCGCGACCGCGCGUGAUGGGUGCCGACAUUGGAGCGCCGAGUUUCGUCAGCGUGCCGCUCGGCGUCACCGAGGACAUGGUUGCGGGCACGCUCGACAUCAAUGCGAGCGCGAAAUCUGGUUUAGCGGUGUUUCAGCCUGGAUUGCUCGCUCUUGCGAACGGUGGGGCGCUCUACAUCGAUGAAAUCAAUUUGCUGGACGAUUCCAUUUUGGCGAUGAUUCAGUCGAGUCUCGCCGAAGGCAUCGCGAGAGUCGAAAGGGAAGGUUUGAGCACUACGAUGCCUUGCGAAUGUCUCGCGCUCGCGAGUUUCAAUCCCGCCGAGUCUGAGCUACGGUCGCACGUCGUGGAUCGAUUCGCGAUGAUUUGUGGGACCGACGACGACGAAGGCGCCCUCGCGCAGACGACGACGCGACUCGCGGCGAUCGACGCCGCGAUGGCGUGGCAAGAUGAUUGGCGUCGCGUCGUCAGUGAUUCAUACACAGAGCAAAAGGCUUUGGGAGAGCACAUCGAGCUCGCACAUCACGUCUUUUUACCCGGGGUACAAAUAUCGGAAGCCAACGUGCGGCGAUUGGUCAAAAUAGCCGUGGACUGCGCAUGCCAAGGUCAUCGAGCGGAGCUCUUCGCCGUGAAAGUCGCACGCGCCUCGGCCGCGCUUCGGCAUUCGUACGAGGUGAACGAUCAAGAUGUGAAUAUGGCGAUUUCUUUGAGCAUACUUCCACGUGCGACUCGUGAACCACCAGACGAUGCGUUGACGCCGCCGCCGCCGCCGCCGCCGGCGACGCAGAAGAACGAGCGCGAAGCAGAAGAACAACAAGAUCAGGAAGACGAAGAGCAAGAGGAGGAAGAGGAGGAAGAGGAGGAAGAUCAAGUGGAAGAGAUCGAGCCAGAAGUCCAAAGAGCCGAUGAAAGUGGUCUUGAUGUCAAUUCACUGCUCAACGCGUUUGAAAAGGCAAUGUUGAGAAGCUUCGCGGAGAAGAAAUCACGAGGCUCCGUGAGCGGACGGACCAAGCGCGAAAAGGUGUUCGAUUUAAUGCGAGGCAGGUACGUGAAACCAAUUUUCCCGAAGAGCGGACAAAUGAGAGGCAAAAUCGCCGUCGACGCCACGCUUCGAGCGGCGGCGCCGUACCAAAUCGUUCGUCGGCAACGGCGCCUGAAACCGGGCGAAGUCUCACCGAGACGCGUGUUCAUCACGAAGGACGACGUGAGGCUAAAGAAGCUCAGUCGACGAAGCGCAUCGCUCACGAUAUUCGUCGUCGAUGCCAGCGGCUCGAUGGCGAUCAAUCGUAUGUCCGUCGCGAAAGCCGCAGUGUUCAAGCUCCUGGAGGUUUCGUACACGAAGCGCGAUCUCGUGGCGCUCGUCGAAUUCUCGCACGACGCCGCCGUCGUGCUCCUGCCACCCACGAGAUCGACCGUGCUCGUGAGCCGACGGCUCGCCGUGAUGCCGUGCGGCGGCGGUACCCCUCUCGCCCACGGGCUCUCUGUCGCCGCUCGCUGCGCUCUGAACGCGCGCACAUCCAAAUUGAAGUCUAGCGUCGGCUCCGUCCGCGAAGUGAUCUUGAGCGACGGACGCCCGACGCGCAGCCUGCGAUGGUCCGAAGACCCGCGUUGGCGAUCCAUGGAGCCCGCGUUAACUCGUAAAGCCCUCCGCGACGAGGUUCUAGAAGUUUCCAUCGCCACGCGUCGGCUCGGCUUCCUCAAGACGCUCGUCGUCGACACGGAUUCCGCCUUCGUCAGCGAGCAUUUCUGUCUCGACAUCGCCGACGCGCUCGGCGCCGCGUAUUACGCUCUCCCAAAGCUCGAAGAAUCCGCAUUCGCGGCG